This is a messenger RNA of Phytophthora infestans T30-4, 1464 nucleotides long. Its product is annotated as solute carrier family 2, facilitated glucose transporter, putative. Gene Ontology annotation, molecular function: hexose transmembrane transporter activity. Lineage: Eukaryota; Oomycota; Peronosporomycetes; Peronosporales; Peronosporaceae. Gene Ontology annotation, biological process: monosaccharide transmembrane transport. The record is from RefSeq and is a predicted model, not a curated record. Gene Ontology annotation, cellular component: membrane. The transcript has a single exon. Bases 1 to 1464 code for a protein of 487 amino acids.
AUGGCGGAUAACUACACGGAAGUUACAACGCCCAAGGCGACGACCGCCUUCGACGAGGCCAACAAGGCCGCUGCACGUCUGAUCAAGCCCAAGGCCAUCCUGUACACAAGCGCGCUCCUGUCUUGGUUGCAGCCGUUCCAGAGCGGUUGGUCGACGUCUCAGACCAACCUGUCGCAGUACAACGACACGGACGAGUGCAAUGCGCGUCCUGUGGCGGAGGACAUGUGCCUUAUGUUCUCUGGCCACUCGAAGCUGGAGUGGACGUUCGCCGUGAACGCCUGGAUCUUCGGCGCCAUGGUCGGCUCGCUGUGCUGCGGCCACUUCAGCGACCGUCUCGGCCGUAAGAAAACAUUGAUGCUGAAUUGUAUCUUCAUGUUUGUGGGCGGUGUGGUUGAAGCGUCCGUGUCGAACAUCUGGGCGUUCGCCGUGGGAAGGCUCAUCGCCGGUAUAGCCUCCGGCACGGCCACGGGAACUAUCGGUGCGUACGUGAACGAGCUGUCGCCGCCGCACAUGCGCAACACUUUGGGUCUGGGUCUGCAGAUCUUCACCACGAUCGGUAUCUUGUUCCCGGCGAUCUGCUUCUUCUUCGCCAACACGAGCUCUGGCUGGCGCUACCUGGCUGCCUUCCCGUGCAUCCUGGCUGUGAUCUACAUGGUGUUGGCGCCAACCAUGUGCAUUGAGAGUCCGGCGUGGCUGCUAACUAAGGGCCGAACGGAGGAGGCCAAGGAAGUGAUCGCUCGUCUAUAUGGCGAGGAGCACGUGCAGACGGCCAUGUCGUGGUUGCAGACGAGCAAGAAGGUGGACACGGCGGAGGAGGGUCUGUCUACGCCGAAGCAGGAGUCCAUGUUCGCUCCUCGCUACCGGAUGCAGCUUCUGGGUGGCAUCCUGUUGUCGUGUGCUCAGCAGCUUUCGGGUAUCAACGCUGUGUUCUACUACUCCGGCAGCAUCUUCUCGGAUGCCGGCAUUUCGGACUCGCGUGUCGGCACGCUGAUCAUUGACUUCAUCAACAUCUUCCCGGCCUUCUUCACGGGCGUGCUGGCCAACCGUUUCGGCGCUCGGAACAUGAUUCUGUGGGGUCUGGCCGGCAUGUUCGUCAUGUCUGUGCUGAUGACGGUGGCCUUCGUCGUGGACGUGUCUGCUCUGUCGAUUGUGUUCACUGCUCUGUACGUGAUCGCGUUCGGCGUCACGUUGGGUCCUCUCGUGUGGGUCAUGACGGCCGAUAUCUUCCCCGACGCCAUCCGUGCCAGCGCUUCAUCGCUCUGCAUCGGCAUGAACUGGUUGUGCAACCUCAUCGUGGGAGUAUCAUAUCCGUACAUUUCGGACGCUCUGGACGACUACGCGUACGUUCCGUUCGUGGUGCUUCUUGCAAUCUUCUUCCUGUUGGCUCUGAAGUUGGUGCCGGAGACGUCGGGCAAGUCCGCAGAGGAGAUCCUGGCUGAGUACGACUCGCGUCGCGAGAAGUAA